CGGGCGAGCGAGGGGCACAACAACACAUCAGCACACACGCACACAACAACUCACGCCAAACACACACAACACCCGUUGAUCCUGUUGAUCAUGAGUGAUGUGUUGAGCCGUGAGAGGGGAGGGAAAAGCAUGGCGUUGUUGAAUGGAGAGUCAAACGAGCAGGGCCAGCCAAGGAGCGCUUCUCCGCCUCCGGUGGUGCAGGUGCGUGAUGACUUUUCGGACCAUAUCUAUGACGCAUGGCUGACGCCCGAGGACUAUGAAAAGCUUGAGAAGAAGUACGAGGAUGCACAAGCGGUCAAGGCUGUCCUGUCUCACAUGAGCACCCUGACCAUCGAGGAUCUCACGCGCGAAUACAAUCAAAGACAGGCAGCCCAACAACAGCAGCAACGACACCCACAACAACAACAAUCACACCAACAACCACACCAACAACAAGAACAGCAGCAACCACAACAGAAACCACACCAGGGGAAAGCAGUGCAGAGGAGGUCCACGUCCGGCUACGAUCACUUGCCACCACACCACGUGCGUGACGAACCCACACACAACUACGAUCGGCUGGAUGAAGCAGUCCCUGAACACCCACCCACGCCCGCAACCGCACACGCGGCCCUGACGAAGCCGGCGGGGUCCACCACCAACGUGGCUGCGACCCCACCGGCCUCCAUGAACUGGUCGCCCACAGCAGACACCAGCCUCGACCGCAUGGCAUCCGAGAACAGCGAACAGCACCUGUACUAUGCCGUGCAUGAGCAGAAACCAGCGCCUGGCACGACCACCGACGCGACCGCCGAUGACGGCAGCCAGCAUCUCUAUGCCGCCAUCAACGAACAGCAGGUGUCCAGCCACAGCAUCGGCAGCGUGAGCAUCAUCAAUAACAACGGCAUCAACAAGGCCAACAACAGCCACGCCAGUAGCAGCAACAGCAACGCAAGACGAACUGCUGCGCCAAAGCCAGCCGUGCCAUCACGUGCAGCGGCAACCCGAUGUGACUGGACAAUCACGUGCCCUCCACUGCCACCGAAGAAGCACGAAGACGCGCCACCACGGCCACCGGUGCCAUCGCCGUCGCCUGCUGCUCAAGGCAAGCCUGCGGCCGACCACACAGGCAGCCAAGCCGCUGUCACAGCUGUCACGGAUGUCACAACACCAGGUGUACCAGCGCUGCCACCCCGCGACGCAGCCGAACCAGUGAGCACACAACCGCCACCUGCUGGUGUUGUUGAUCCACCGAACGCUGUGAACCCCUCUCCGUCAUCAACACACCCGCACCAGCGGAAACCGCGCGAGCCCAUGCCGCUCCCCUCCUCCGCAUCAUCCUCGUCGCUGUCAUCACAGCCUCGCCACCUGCCCUCAUCUCCCACGCCACAUGCCAGCCAUCCCAAUCACGGGCAGCCAGCACACCUCGAUCGCCUUGUGCACCCCGACCUUCCCCAGCGCGAGGCUGCUGGGCUGCGGCCGCUGCCUGUUGUUCCAACCACGCCCUUUGCCAGCGUGGCCGUUGCGUCUCCGCCAUCAUCGCCGUUGUCUGCAUCGUCGUCGGCAGCGGUGUUACAACCGCCUGCAUAUGGACCCUCUGGCGUGUCGAAGAGGGACACCCGCGGGCCCCUCACGGCCGCGGAGGAGGACGCAUGGCUCAAGCGUGGCGCAGUUACCUGUGGUCCACUUGUGUUGCACGUGAGCGAUGCGUCGUUUGCUCGUUUCGUGCACCACUGCACGACCCGCCGCAUGGCCUCUGCCCUUCUCAAAGGAUACUUUCACCAACACAACGCUUCGCUAGACACCGACGGAACAUAUUUGUUGCGGAGCAGCCUGAAGAAGCGGUACACCAUUGUUGUAUCUGUCCUCUACCAGGGCUCAACGCGCCACUACGAGUUUUCCCUCAACAAGGACUUGGCCUUCGUGAACGAACACGGCCGAGUGUUUGGCUCCUUGCGCCAGAUGCUCACUUUCUUUCAGAAAAACAAGGACAAACUAUGCUGCCGCCUCCGGCACUGCCUUGCACCACCACCAGCGCGGCAGUGAAGCAGCCAAACUAACCAAGCAGCCAAGCCAAGCCAAGACACAAGCAACAAGCAACAAAGAGGGGCACAGGCCAACACGAGCCGGCACGAAACACGCCAAACGCAAUCCAUCUUCAUCACGCUCAUCGCUGCUGUUGUCAUCGGUCACGUCAUCCGCAUAAAAUUCGGGCAGAUUUCCAC
Molecule: messenger RNA, 2204 nt
Organism: Salpingoeca rosetta
Lineage: Eukaryota; Choanoflagellata; Craspedida; Salpingoecidae
Exons: 5
Coding region: 91-2025 (644 amino acids)
Source: RefSeq, a predicted model, not a curated record